AUGGGACAUGCGCUGACCACGGAGCCAGCUUUCCAGGCCUGGAUCAAGACUGAGCGCCCACUGCUACUUUUGGCAGGGCAGAACUGGCUUGGAGACAGCCAGACCGAGCUCAACUGGUCGUCUUAUGCCAUUCUCCUGAUCAUAGAAGGCUGUGAGCAGAAGCGGGCAGAGUUCCUGCUGAGCGGUCUGCCUGGUCCGACUCCAGUGGUGUCAGAUGUUGUCCGUCAUCUUGUAUACCAGCUGGCAGCUCAACACCCGGAAGCGCUAUGGCAUCUGCGUAACGACAUUGAAGAUGCCGUUCAGUCUCAGCUCUGGCAGCACGAUGAUGAUGACAUGGCCUUUGGACAGAUGUCAGCGCUGCUGGUACCAAUACUGACCGCGUUCGAUAUACAGACAGAGAUCACGAUUGUCAUUUACCGUCUGGACCGAUGUCGAUGGGCCAAUGAUCCCGCAGAUGAUCGAAACGAUCUGGAUAUUGCAGUGCUUUCGCUCUUGUCUGUCCUGCGCGACGGGAAGCUACGAUCAUACAAGAUCAAGAUGGCUGUCGUCAUGGAUGCAAUGCCGGCUAAGAGAUUGCUCGUGCGACCUAUGAUCCGCCAACAUGCAUCCGUCAAACAACAGAAGAUAGAUUGGGAUCAAGAGGUGGUCUAG
Messenger RNA from Fulvia fulva, 651 nucleotides. RefSeq lists its product as uncharacterized. NCBI's taxonomy places the organism in Eukaryota, Fungi, Ascomycota, Dothideomycetes, Mycosphaerellales, Mycosphaerellaceae. The coding region runs from base 1 to 651 and encodes 216 amino acids. The transcript has 2 exons. The record is from RefSeq and is a predicted model, not a curated record.